Daphnia pulex (common water flea) is the source of this 5335-nucleotide messenger RNA. RefSeq lists its product as uncharacterized. The record is from RefSeq and is a predicted model, not a curated record. The transcript is spliced from 5 exons. The coding region runs from base 1042 to 5067 and encodes 1341 amino acids. NCBI's taxonomy places the organism in Eukaryota, Metazoa, Arthropoda, Branchiopoda, Diplostraca, Daphniidae.
GCAACCAGAGAUGAGAUUUCGUGGAACGCCAAAGUCCAAAAUGAAGUGGUCAAACAUUUAAACAAAUCUAUCGGUCAAGAAAUACAAUCCGAUAAAGUGAGAGUCAUUCCCUUGGAGAAGGUCAUUCUCACGAGCAACACACCCACAGCAGAUUAUUCGCUAUCGCCAGUGUGGACGAUUUAUGACAAGAGCACAACCCUGAGGCUUUCUCUGUCGUGUUCUGAGCAGAAAGUCUGCGACGAUCUGGCUAACGAAAUGCGAUCUAAUCCCGAACAAUUCGACCACUUAAAACUCCUUUACAGUUUGUCAUCGCAGACGUCGCAAACCAAACAGACGACCAUCAGCAUCGACAGCGUCACUUCCGGUGAAAUGGUUACUGCUCUUUUACAGAAAUUUGGAGACAAAAAAGACAUUUUUCUGACGGCCAACGUGAACUAAACGUGGAAUCAAGUUUCCCAUCUUUGGUGUGUGUAAGAAUAAGAACUCGAAUUGGACAACGAUCAGAAAAGAAUUUUGAAAUAGCCGAACCGGAUCUCUUUCUCAGAUAUCGGCUCAGUUUCACUUCCACAACACUAGUGGCUUGAUACGAAACAUGAAAAUGAAACGUAUACGUCAUGUAACGCAACCGAUUUUAUUUUAAUUGCAAAGAAAGUAAAUUAGUUUUGUGUUAAUUAAAUACUUUGAAAUAUUAUUAUUCCCAAAUAUUUCUUGGGCCUAUUUCUUUCUUUUGGGGGGCUGCGGCUUUUUUGAGUUUUUUGUCACUCUGGAGAUUUUGAAAAUUUGUCCCCUGGUGGUUGGUUAUGUAGAACCAGUUCUUUCCGCUAGGUGUGCUGUGGUCGAUCGAUACCGAAUGUCCGAAUUACCGAUUGAUAGUCCUCUCCGAAUGUGUUGGAGUUGGACUGCUUGUCUGAACGGUUCGGUAAUUUGGUUGGAAGUUGAGUUUUCGUCGUCGUGAGUCGUGACUCGUGGAGUCGUCAGUCGUGGUUCUGCUUCUUAUUAUUUAAUGCUAUAAUUUGAAUUCCAUAAAAAAACAGAAGAGUCAUGAAUUCUUCAUCGAAAAUCGAUAGAAAGUGCAUAGCUGAAGCUGUUUUGCCAUCACAGGAGCCAUUAUUGGAUUUUUCAGCUGGAUAUGUGAUACCUGAUGAAAUUUCUCUACCUUCUAUUAACCUCGAAGAAAUUGGAAAUCUCGACAUACCUUUAUCUAUUCUGGAUGCUGAAAGAUUGAAGGCGUUUUUAGAAAGACAGCGAGAUGCAGGUGCCUCACCAAGUCCGUUCCCUUCCUCAGGGAAACACACUUUUGAAAAGUGUUAUGAUAAAAUGAUUUUAGCAACAUUAGAGAACUUGGACAUAAGUUCUCUAGUCAUCAAGAUGUUAGGAUUACCUGUAUCUAAAACAAUGGAUUUUAAAGCAAAGUUUGAUAAGCUGAUGCUGUUUGAGGUAGAUGGGCAGUACACUCAUACCUUUGAUUCAGCAAAAGAAUUUGGGACAUUCGGUACGGCGAUUCUCCAGUUGCCCGUAAAUGGUGGCCAUGAUGGUGGAAACUUCCAUGUGGAAUAUAAUGGAAGGAAAGCCAGUUAUGAAGAUCAGGUUGAUAGCCAUAAGCUUUCCUCUCUGUCUUCGUUUUACGACAACUGCCACUAUGUAAUGAAGCCGAUUACGCGAGGCUGGAAGUUGACACUCGUCUUCAACCUGGUGUGGACCAAUUCCACAAUUGUGAUGCCAACCGACUUCUUAGUCUUUCUGAAAUCACUGAAGAAAUUAGAAGAAGCACUCAUUUCUUGGGUUCCCCAGCGAAAAGAAGAUGUAUUUUCUACCGAAGUUCGACAAUUGCUCAAAGGAAACGUCAAAAUCCCACUUAUUACUCGGAUCGACGAUAAAAUCGUUCCAUGCAAUAAUGAGAAAACAGAAGACACGGAUAUUGAAGAUUCUGAAAACUUUGAAAAUGACGACAAUUCUGAAAACGAAUCCGAUUCCGACACUUCCGAUUUUUGGUAUGACGACGAAACAGAUUGCCAUUGCGAUCAAAAAAUCUCAACCAGGAAAUGUGAAGAAGAAAAUGUAUUGUUCUUUGUUCUUGAAGAAAAGUAUUUUGAGAAUAGUCUCAUGUUCCAUCACCUUCACGGGAACGACCGAAUCUUGGCUGAUCUUCUCCGAUGCUGCCCUUUUAUCGACGUGCACCUAGCGAAAGCUGCGUAUAUCAAAACGAUAGCUAGAAAAUCAACAGGUGUGGCACCAAAAAACCAAUCGCCAAUAAAAAUAUCGCGUUGGAUAGAUUCGAACGGUGCUGUCAAAGAACUGAAAAUCGACGAGCUGAACUGGAGCGAAAAAUGUGUUGGCCCCAUUCGAAACUUGCUGGAACCCUGUAACACUGAAACUUACAGUGCAACCAGGCUAAAUUCAGCUGAAUGCCAUUAUCAGAAUUCAUUUCGAUGUUCAGGAGAAGGCGAAAUAAUUCGUGAAAGGAUUUGCUUUCAUACAAUACUGGUCAUAUGGCCCAAACAUCAAUCCAUCGGAAUGUACUGUCGUUACGGACGUUAUGGACUCGAUAUGUUUUUGAACUACUUUGAAAGCUCGUUGAUAUCCAUGCUUGGAUGGCAAGCGGUCGCACAACAACAGCUCACACAAGAUUUUCACCAAGUAGUCGAAUAUUGCUGCACCUAUCCUCAAAGAAUCUGGACCCAGUUUGCAUUAAAAAAAGAUGAGAUAACGCUGAGAUUGCUCCGUCUCUGCAUCGCCUUGCGAACACGCAAAGAAGGUCUCGAGAUAUUAAAGAUUCUUGGGUCGGAAUUCAAGACUAGAGGGAAGAAACAAAUAUUGUCUUUUGUCGGUAUUCAGAAUGAGCAAGUAGCUCAAGCACUCGUCCAAUUCGUCUGCCAAAGCAAUGGUUUGGGCGAUUGCAUUGAUCUAAUCAAAAACCUAAUUACAACUCAUCGCAUUUUCAAACAAUUCGUACCGAUUACAAAAAUGAUCCAGUACUUUCUAGACGCCAAAUGCGUUGAAGGAGCUGUGCUGGUUGGAGAUGGUGUAGCGUCGUCGUUGAACAACUUCGACCAGAAAAGAGUUGCCGUUCUCAAAAAGCCGGAUAUAUCCUUAUACGUGGAUGCAAUUGUUUCUUUGGAAGCCUACCCAGAAGCCUCCAGUCAAGAAAGACUAGCAUCGUUGGUCUCUCUCUUCUCCAAGCUUGGUUCAUCCUUACGAUGCCGUUUGGUAGUGCAAUUGGAUGCCCAGGUAAACUCGCGCUGCAUUGAAUCAUGUCAGUUUAUUUUCCUGGAAAUUUGCGAGACUUUUCUUUCCUCCGAGACUUUUCUUCCCUCCGCUGCAGACGCUCUUGGACUGCUGAAAUGUUUUAUUCUACUUGAAAAUCCAAAAUGGCUUGAGUCUUUGCUUUCCAAAAUGAGCAAUGUUCCAGAUCAAUGUGAAAGGAUUGUCUUGUUUACAAAACUACUUUCACAUCAAUCUUUAUGGAAUCUUGCUGAAUCAUCGGAAUUAGGAAAGAAAUCACUGGUCUUCAUUUUAGAUGGAUGUUCUGCCUUGUUAUUCAGCAUUAUGUCACCCAGUAAUGAGGUAUCCGUCUCCCGUUCACGCUACAACUAUAAAUUUUACGGAGACACGUUACCAUCUAUCUUGGCUAAGUACCUUCAGUUUGUGUUGGAAGCGGAACGUAUCCCCGCACUAGCAGAUGCUCAUCGAUUGUCCUCCAUCUCGUUGCUGCUGUCUCAAAUGAAAUAUAACCAACUGUAUCACAUCCUUGAUGUCUUCCACAAAUCCAGCAGCGAACACUGGAAUACGUCCCCCUGCUAUUCCGACAUGAUGCGUGAUAUCUGCAAGUCUAUGGUGUCUACAAUGAAAAACGUGAAGCCAAUUAGAGAAGCAGUCUCGAAAAUAGUCAGGUUCUUCUUUGAUUUUCUUGAUAAGUCGUUGUCGCAAUCGCUCCUCAUGGAAGUGUGUGGAUUUCAAGCUGCCGGAUGUUGGUCCCACAAUAUCAAGUACGAAUUUUUCAGUGACAUCAUCUCUUCAACUGAAGUUUGGGAUAAAUUGGAUUCUGAUACCAAAUUGGAUAUUUUGAACACCUGUGCUACGCUAAUUGAGUCAUGGAUAACUGAAGAAGGCAAAGCACUGGAUGAAAUCUCCUGGAUUAAGAAAACUCAAGAGGAAUUCUUCAAUUGCAUUGACCUUUUCUUCUUGAUUGAAGAGCAUCGGUUCAAUCCCAAACAAAAGAAUGUUAUUCGAUCCUUUCAACGGUUUUUGAAAAAGUUGCCAGCAUGCCUUCAUCUACGGAGUUUUAUGCUCAAACUUCACAAGUCGAUACUCACGACGAGGCCCUGCAUCAAGGAAUUCCCACUUUGCCUCGAAUUGUUUACCAUGGUUUGCCGACAUUUUGUUGAUCAAAUUUUUUUGUCAGACAAACUUUCAAAAAAAGAAUGUGACGAAAUUGUGAAUUGCUUGUUUUUUAUUGACGACGCUCGUUCCUGGGAAAGAUUUGCAGACGAAAUUUGUUCCUUAGAAGUUAUUACAGACGAUAACCAACCGUUUCAGCGGACAUUGUUGAACACCAACAUCCAAGAAAUCACGGAGUCGCCUCUUGCCUCUGCUGCUAUUAUACGCAUCGCGGACUAUUGGGUGUCCAAAUGGAAAUCAGUGGCAGAACCGCCCUUCACCUGGAAUAUGCCGAAAGUUGUAAUACCCAACUACUCCGAAGUGCAAAAGUUUCUUCGUUCCUCGGAGUCCCAUUUCAUCUACCAUUUAAAGAGCAUUGAACAAUUCCGCAGAUUUAAAAGUAAUCUUGACCGAACUGACCUCUUGAUGAAGUAUGUUUCAGUGUCGGAUUGGAACCCCAGGGACAGGAAUUGUAGACUUGAAAAAACCACCGAAUAUCAUAAAAGAGUUAUUCUGGAGUUGUUUCAGAGAUUGACAUCGGAAAUGGAUGACGUGCUGAAGUUCCGUCAAAGUCUCAGCCAGAAUCUUGCGACGGUCAAGUCUACAAGGAAAAGGCAAUUGAAAUUGGGUUCCUCGUCGACGUCUUCGGAUGAGGUCCGCAUUGUCUCUUCUAAGCGCAGUAAGCCUUAGCACUUAAUUGGUUUGAUUUGAUUUCAUGUUUCAUUUUUAGUUACCUCUACUUUCAUUUGAAUUUUGAUUUGUUUCUAUCGCUGAAAUCUUGUAAGUCCUAAUCUUAAAGGAACUUCAAAUUUCAACCAAUCAAUUCCUUCAAUUCCUUGUCUUUUGGUUACUUUGUCAUGUGCGUACUGUUGUACUCUGAAUAACUUCAGAUGUUGCUGUGUAACGUGCCAUUUUCACUGUUUAUCGUUUCUUAUCAAUAGAAAUUCUUAAAUCGGCA